CCAAAUUCCGAUUGGCCUGCUAAGAUGAAUUGAAAUUGGAAUGUCGAUUUCUUCGGCCAUUACCAUUGAAUGACCACCACUCUUCCUCGCCUACGAACUUCCUCAUCCCCAUUCUCCUCCUCCUUCCGAUCUCUUUCUCCGGCCAAAUUCAUCUCCAUAAAGGAGAACAUUAUAUGACAGUAUAGCAUAGAGAAAGAUCAUGGCUGUAGAGGCUUUUGCCAAAACAAAUUUGAUGGAAGAUAUGGAUGAUGACGAUGACAUGCCUUUAGUUUUCAAACGAAGUAGUACCACAUCAAAGCAAAAUCAGUCCAAUUCAUCAUCUCAGAAGCAGGAUGGAAGAUCGGGGCGGCAAGUUCCUGAUAUACGUUCACCUAAUGGCCAGAGCUCUAGUACUCAUAAAGUUAAGACAGUCACCUCUUCUAAGGCAUCUCCAGCAGUUUCACCUUUAACUAGUCCAAAAGCGUCGCCUCUGUCAAGCAGGACAUCUCCUGCACCAAACUCAAGGCCGUCAUCUUCUGCAGGUAAUCAGGCAAAAAAUGUUAAUCAACAAUCCAAUGUUACUCCUAAGGAGUCGAAACAAGCUGUUGAACCAAAAUCUGAACCUAAUGAUGAAGCUGAGGAUUCUGAUGAUGAUAAACUAUUGAGUUCUAGGGUCCCUUCUGGGUUAUCUAAGAGCACUUCUGUUCAUGCCAAGAAAGUGCUUUGUACUUCAACAUCAGUUCAGAAGUCUAGACCUCCCAAAAAAGAGGAUUCAGAUGAUGAAACUCCCUUAGCAUCAAGGUUUCCAAUGAAAUCCAAUGCAGGGGCUUCCACUAGCAAGUUUUCUAGUUCUGAAGAAGUUAAGCCUAAGAUUCGUCAGAAUGGUUUGCCAUCUGCGACAGUUUUAAGUAAGAGACCCCCUGGUGAGGUCAAGUCUGCUGCUCAGGCUUCAGUUAAAAAGCCUAGACUUUCUGAUGCGUCCACACCUGUUUCUAGUAAGCAACCGCCUUUCAAAACUGAAAAGAAGACAGAGGACGAUGACGACGAUGUUCCUAUAUCUCAGAGGAUAAAAAAGGCAGUAGAUUCAGCUUCAGCUUCAGCUAGUAAAGUGUCAUAUGUGAAGAAAGCAACUAAAGUUGUUUCGUCAUCGAUGAAGAAAACAAAGAAGAAGUUGAAAAAACCCAAGUACUCUAAGUCGUCAAAACUGCAGCCAAGCUCUGGUGAUGGGCAAAAAUGGACUACACUGGAACACAAUGGUGUGAUUUUUCCACCUCCAUACAAACCUCAUGGGGUUAAGAUGCUCUACAAGGGAAAGCCCGUGGAUCUUACUCCAGAGCAGGAAGAGGUCGCAACAAUGUAUGCCGUGAUGUUAGACACUGAAUACAUGACUAAAGAGCAGUUCAAAGAGAAUUUCAUGAAUGACUGGAGAAAAAUACUUGGAAAAAACCAUGUCAUUCAAAAGUUAGAAGAGUGUGAUUUUACCCCAAUAUAUGAGUGGCAUCAGAGUGAGAAGGAGAAGAAGAAGCAAAUGAGUUCAGAAGAGAAGAAGGCAUUGAGAGAAGAGAAACUUAAGCAAGAAGAGAAAUACAUGUGGGCUAUUGUGGAUGGUGUUAAAGAGAAGGGGAUGUUUCUUCUGUCUUUUUCAACAUCAUCUGCUGUUAUUGUGGUUGGGAACUUUCGGGUUGAACCACCUGGAUUGUUCCGAGGCCGUGGGGAACAUCCAAAGAUGGGAAAGCUAAAGAGACGGAUCCGGCCAAAUGAUAUCACAAUAAAUAUUGGAAAGGGUGUUCCAGUACCGGAGUGCCCCAUCCCUGGCCAAAGGUGGAAGGAAGUAAGGCAUGACAACACAGUAACAUGGUUAGCUUUCUGGAACGACCCUAUUAAUCCAAGAGAAUUCAAAUACGUUUUCCUAGCAGCCAGUAGUUCCUUGAAAGGGCAAAGUGAUAAGGAGAAGUAUGAGAAAGCUAGGCGUUUGAAGGAUUACAUAGAAGGCAUUAGAUCUGCAUAUACAAAAGAUUUUGCAAGUAAAGAUCCUGUGAAGCGUCAGAUUGCAGUUGCAACUUAUCUUAUCGAUAAAUUAGCUCUGAGGGCAGGGAAUGAGAAGGAUGAUGACGAAGCUGAUACAGUUGGUUGCUGUACUUUGAAAGUAGAGAAUGUAGAGCCAGUACCUCCAAAUAUUUUGAAGUUCGAUUUUCUUGGUAAAGAUUCUAUCAGGUACCAAAAUGAGGUGGCUGUGUAUGAGCCUGUUUUUAAAGCUAUUCAACAGUUCCGAAGUGGAAAAAAGGGCAGUGACGAUCUUUUUGACAAGCUUGAUACGAGUAAGCUUAAUGCCCAUCUAAAGGAACUCAUGCCAGGGCUCACAGCAAAAGUAUUUCGUACAUAUAAUGCAUCUUUUACAUUGGAGCAGCAAUUGACUAAGCUCACACAAGGGGGGGAGCUUGCUGAUAAAAUUGCGGUAUAUAAUGUGGCAAAUAAAGAGGUUGCAAUAAUUUGUAAUCACCAGCGUACUGUCUCGAAGUCCCAUAGCGUGCAAAUUUCAAGGUUGAAUAACAAGAUAGAUGAGUUAAAGGCUAUUUUGGAAGAAUUCAAAGUAGAUUUGGCUCGGGCCAAAAAAGGGAAGCCUCCGGUGAAAGGCGCCGAUGGCAAGGCGAAGAGGAACUUGACCCCUCAAGCAUUACAGAUAAAAAUAGACCAAACUAAUGUGAAGAUUGAUAACAUAGAGAGGCAAAUAGAUACUAAAGAAGAGUUGAAAACUGUGGCUUUGGGCACAUCAAAAAUCAACUAUUUGGAUCCUAGGAUUACUGUGGCAUGGUGUAAGCGCCAUGAGGUUCCCAUUGAAAAGAUGUUCAACAAGUCUCUUCUAGCAAAGUUUGCCUGGGCGAUGGAUGUUGAACCUUCCUUCACAUUCUAAAUUUUUGGUGGUUGUUAUAGUGUAGGACAUCUCUUCAAAGUCAAGUCUCCCUCCUAAUACCCAAUUGUUCACAUUUCCCCCUUCCUCCCUCCUGGAAAGAGAAUAGGAAAAAAGUUCUAUUAUUUUUGCACUUAAAAAAGAAGAAAAAAAAAGAGAUCUUUGAUCGUUGUCUGACAAUAUUUAAACUUGUUUACCCUGACAAAUUCCUGUUGUAAUUUGAGCUUCUGAAUUUAUGGGGUAAGUUUUCCUUAA
Solanum lycopersicum (tomato) is the source of this 3142-nucleotide messenger RNA. The record is from RefSeq and is a predicted model, not a curated record. Lineage: Eukaryota; Viridiplantae; Streptophyta; Magnoliopsida; Solanales; Solanaceae.